Messenger RNA from Closterium sp. NIES-67, 10349 nucleotides. Lineage: Eukaryota; Viridiplantae; Streptophyta; Zygnematophyceae; Desmidiales; Closteriaceae. The record is from the annotation of a GenBank genome assembly.
CUGAACUCCUAGCCUGGGUGACACAUCAAGAGAGCUCUCAGCUCUCUUGGUUUCUGAAACCCUUCCUAGUCCUGCAGGCGGUCUAAACCGCCUGGAACAGCUCAUCUCAGCCGUGCUUCCGCUCUCGUUGGGCCUGCGUGUCGCCCGUUCCCCCAUCGGCCGCCUUUUUGCGCGUCCGCUUAGCUUCUCUAGUCGCUUGGGUUCAGGGAAAACCUUCAUUUCCCCCCUGUUAGACGUUCCCGUUUAGAGCUAUUGUACACGGCAGAGUAUCUUUCAGGCGCCUGCAAUCGGUGAUGCGGUGAUGCGGGAGGAUCUCGCGUCCCUCUAAGGAACCAGGGGCGACCAGGGCCCGGCGCGCCAUGGACGACCUGGCGAGCGUGUGCAGCACGAGCACGGCCGCCGCGUCCAUCGACCCGGCGGAGUACUGGCGGCAGUACGACGCCGUGCGCCUCACGAAGAAGCACUGGGCCAGCGAGGCGGACGACACGGACACCGACUCCUGGCGCGGGACUCCUGGCAAUGACCGCUCGUGGGGCGUGUCUGGCGCUACCGCGUAUGGCGCGUCGUGGGGCGGCGCUAACAGCGCAGGGUGGGGGUCGCCGUCGUCCACGGCCGUCGUGCCCGGGUCGGAAGAGGCGAUGGUUCUCACGGCGCUGGCGGCGAGUGAAGAGGCAGCGGCAGCGGGUGCGGUGGGAGCGGCGGCAACGGCGGCAGCGGCAGGAGGUGUGACGGGGAGUCAGGAGAAGAAAAAGAAGGCGGCGAAGAAGGGGACUGCUGCUGCGGCGUCCGCUGGUGGCGCAGCAGCAGCAGCAGCAGCAGCAGCAGCAGCAACAUCGGCGCAGAAGAAGCUGCCGCAGGCGAAGCCCGGUAGCCCCGCGCCCGCUGCAACCAAGAAGAAGAAGAAGAAGAAGUCGGACGUGGUGGGCCCUGGGCUGGCUCCUGUGGCUCCGGGCAUCUCCGGUUACAGCGUCAGCGGUUACAAGCCGCCGUCGGUGGUUACCACCGCGAAGCCCGCGGCGAGCACCAGCUCCGUGCGGUCGGUGGCGGGGGUGGCGGGGGUGGCGGGGGUGACGGGGAGCAGCCCCUCCCCCUGGUGGGCUCCCCUGGGCGGCACCGCCACCGCCGCAACCGCCGCCGUUCCCGCCAGCAACAGCAGUGCGCCGGGCAGCGCGACCUCCCUGCCAGCGGCGCCGUCUCCCCGCGUCCCGCCAAUGGCGCCCCUUCCGCCUGCUGCUGCGCCACAGCCAGCUCCCUUCCCCCCUCAAGCGCCUCAGCAGAACGCGUUUUCCCCCCACCAGCACCCCGCUUUCAAUCACUCCGCCCCGCUUCUCACCCAGCAGCCGCGGCCCUUCCACCCUCCGCCAGCUUCCGCUUUUCCCCAUUCCGCGGGGCCUUCCCCGCCUGGGGCGUAUGCGCAGCCCAACCAGGGGCAAUAUGGCGGAAGAGCUCCUUCCCCCCCGACGUGGGGGCAAUCGCCCGCCAACGUGCCGAUUGGUCUGGCUGGUCAGAUGCCGAACCAGCCUCAAGCUUGGCCUGGGCCGAACCAGGCUGCUGGUUGGUCCGGGCCGAAUCAACCAGGACAGGCUUGGGCUGGGCAGGUGCAACAGCCCCAUGGCUCGUUGGGUCCAGGUCAAUUUCCACAGGGUUGGCAGGGGCCGAACCAACCGCCGCAGGAUUGGCAUCAGCCGAACCAAGCGCCUCAGGGUUGGCAAGGGGCGAACCAAACGCCUCAGGGUUGGCAAGGGGCGAAUCAAGCGCCUCAGGGUUGGGGAGCACACUCGGCGGCGGGGCAGGGACAUGGGCAGCAGGCGCAAGGUUGGGGGGCGGGACAGGGGAAUUCUGGAGCGUGGUGGGACGAGGGGCAGGGGCACGGGCAAGGGCAGGCGUUAGGGCAGGGGCAAUGGCAAGCACAGGCUCAGGCUCAGGCUCAGGCGCAGGCAGCGGGGGAUUGGCGAGCGGCGCAAGGGCAGGGGCAAGCACCGUGGGCCAGCGCGCAUGGGCCAGCGGCACAGCAGGCGGGUCAAGGCGGGGAGUGGUGGGAGCGGGACCUCGCGGGACAGGCAGGGGCUGCCCGUCAACGAACCCCACCAACCGCCAGCCUCCAGCCGAACGUCGGCUCCCACCCUAACGCGGGUUCCGGGCCCAGUGCGGCGGCCCCGCACAUGGCGGGCCCACAGGCAGUGCGUGGAGUGCUUGGUGCGCCCUCUGUGCUCCAGCCGCAGGUGCAGGCAGUAGCGCCUUCCGCAGCAACACCCUGGCGACAAACAUCCGCGGCAGCAGCAGCAGGAGCGGGAGGAGUAGGAGGAGCGGCAGCGCAGGGAGCAGGGCGAGUGGCUGCAGCAGCACCUGCGACUCCCGCUGUCACUGCAACGGCAACAGCCUCCGCCCUGCUCCCGUCCCGGUCCUCGCUCGCCCAGCGCGGUGGCAGCAGCCAUGGCGGCCAAGGGGUGUCACCGGCGCCCCGCACCCCAUCGGACUCUGGCUCUGACGCCAGCAGGUGGCGCCCCAGCGAAUCCAAGUAUUCCGCUGCUCAGGCCGGUACUGCCGCGCCUGCUGCUGCUGCUGCUGCUGCUGCUGCUGCUGCUGCUGCUGCUGCUGGCACUCCUUUCACUGCUAACACGGCUGUUGCUGGCACCGCGGGUGCUGGGCCCGACGCCAGCAGGUGGCGUUCCACCGAUUCUGCGUAUUCUGCUCUCCAGGGUGCUAACGCGCCUGCCGCUGCUGGCGCUGCCUUUGCUGGUAACACUGCUCCCCCUGCUGGGACGGCCAACGCCGCCACGUUCCCUGGCACUGGUACCCCUGCUGGCACUGCUGCUGGCGCUCCUGGCACUGCGGCUGCUAGCAGCAGUGGUGUGGUGGAGGGUCAGGCUGGUGGCAAAAUCCCGAUAUACGACGGGUGGGGUGAUGUCAUCGGGUGGAAAGACGCGGCUCCGCAGGCUGCUGCUGCUGACGGCGCUGUGGCUGGUGCAGAUGCUGCUGCCCGUGGCGCCGCUGCUGCCUGGGGCAAUGGCGAUGGUGCUCAAGAGGGCGAGUAUGCGGAGGGUGACUAUGGCGAAGGGGAGUACGGAGAGGGUGAUUAUGGGGAGGGGGAACAGGGAGAGGGAGAGUACUGGGAGGGGGAGUAUGCGCAGGGGGAGUAUGCGGAGGGGGAGUAUGCGGAGGGGGAGUAUGGGGAGGAGGGUAAUGCUGAUGGGGGAUACAACGGUGGUGAUGGUAACGGUGAUGGUAACGGUGAUGGUAACGGUGAUGGUAACGGUGAUGGUAACGGUGAUGGUGGGGUGGACGGUGGCGGCGGUUGGGACGCAACUGACACCACUGUCGUGGGAGGUGAGAGGGAGGGGCAGGAGGGGCAGGAGGGGGAGGAUGAGUUUUGGGAUGCGGAGGAGGGGGACUUGGAGGGGAGCGUGGGCAGUGGCAGUGGCAGUGGCGGCGAGGGGGGCAGCAGGGAGGCGAAGCAGCAGCUUUCACAGGCUGGAAAGAAUUGGUCCUCCCAGCAGCCGCCACCGCAGCAGAACCAGCAGCAGGGACAGCAGCUUGCAAACCAGGCGCUUACCUGGCAGCAGCAGCAGCUGGUUGGGAAGCAACCCCUUACAUGGCAGCAGCAGGAGCAACAACAGGAACAGCAACAACAGAAGGGGCAGCAACCGCAGCAGUCUGAGAAGCAACCUCUCACAUGGCAGCAGCAGGAGCAACAGCAGCAGCAACAGCAGGAGGGACAACAGCAGCAGCAACAGCAGGAGGGACAACAGCAACAGCAACAGCAGGAGGGACAGCAGCAGCAGCAAUCUGGGAAGCAAUCCCUCACGUGGCAGCAGCAACAACAGCAGGAGCAGCAGCAGCAGCAACAGCAGCCGCCGCCGCAGCAACGGGAGGGACAGCAUCAGCAGAAGCUAGGAGAGCAAACACUCACAUGGCAGCAGCAGCAGCAGCAGCAGCAGCAGCCACAGUGGGGAGGGGCCACAGGUUGGUCCAAGGAGGACGAUUCUACAAGCGAGUUCAGCUCCGCUAGUGGCUAUGUGCGGCCCAGGAGCACAGCUACUAACGAGGACAAGAGCGUGGUCAGCGGUGCGUGGUCCGACGCGAACUCGGAUUUCAGCAGCCAGUGGGGCGACAGCGCGGGCUGGCGGAGUACCAGCGGCAAGAGUAAGAGUAGCGCCAACGCGGCAUGGGGGGGAGAAGGUGCGGAAUGGGGGGAUGCUGCAGCCAGCAGCAGCAGAGGCCCGGGCCGAACCUCUGGCAGGUAUGUGCCGCCCAGCAAGCGGGUGGGCGGCAGGGGACAGGGUGAGGGGCCCGGGCGGGGAGCAAAGGGAGCGAAAGGAGGGCCUGAGCCUGGCGUUUCCACGUGGGAGAGGAGCAGCGCUGGUUUUAGCCCUGGUGGUGGCAAUGCAGGUGGCGCUGUUGGUGGUGGUGCUGCUGGUGCUGGUGCUGAUGGCUGGGGAGUGGGUGCAGCCAAGGGAGGGCUGGAGCCCGGUGCUUCCACAUGGGAGAGGAGCAGUGAUGCUGGUAAUGCUGCUGCUGGAUCUCAUGGUGCCAGUGGUGGUAACAAUGCGGAUGGUUGGGGAAUGGGUGCAGCCAAGGGAGGGUUGGGAGGGUUGGGCAAGGGUGAGCCGGAGUGGAGGAGGAGGGAGCUGGUCUCCCCGACUCACUCGUCCGCGUCCUCGCACUCAGCUGCAGCAGGAGCAGUGAAGGGGCGCGCAGGGGCAGCAGGAGGCGGGGCAGCGGUGACAGUGGAAGGGGGAGGAUGGGGAGGGGGCGGCGGAGGAGGAGGAGGAGGUACAGCAGCAGCAGGAGCAGCAGCAUGGGGGGCGGCAGCAGCAGCAGCAACCGGUGGUGGUGGUGGUGGUGGUGGCAGCACUGGCAAAACAGCAGGUCAGGUCACUGCAGGGGGCGGUGGCGCUGUGGACAGCUGGAGGGCGUUCGGCCAGCAGAGGCAGGCGGAGCUGGGGGAGGGCGGAUCGGACGACGACAUCUGGAAGCAGCAGGAGGAGGAUGAGAGGCUCGCCCGCCAGUGGGGCGGGGAUAGCAAGGGUUUUGCAGGUGGGGCGGGCGGGGGCGGAAGCAAGGGCAGCGUAGGGAAGGGGAAGGGGAAGGGGAGUGGCGGGGCAGAGGGGAAUGGUAGUGGGUGGGGGAGGGGUGGGGAGCAGGAGAAGGAGGCCAGGGGCAAGGACGACAGCACUGCAUGGGGGGUGGGGGUGAACGACGGGGCAGCGACAGCAGAUGAACAGGCAGGGGCGGCGAAUCAGUGGGGAGGGGCGGCGCCGCAGAAGAGUGGUUGGUGGACGGAGGGAGGCGGCGGGGGGGGAGGCGAAAGUGGUUGGUGGAAUGAAGGUAAGGCGGGUGAACCGAUGGGGUCAAGCUCAGUGAAGGGGGCGGUUGCAGGGGAGAGAGCAGGCGUGGGCAAGGCGCCUGCAGCAGCAGCAGCAGCAGUAGCAGCAGCAGCAGCACCCCAUUGUGGUUCAGCGCCUCCUGUAUUAACCCCGGCAGUGGCGCCCAUUGUGGCCCACAGGGAGAUAGACGGCUGGGAGGUGGGCAGUAAGGGCGACGACAGCGCGUGGGAGAACGAGAGCAACACCUCCGCUGUCUCGUCGCUCACUAAGGGCCUGCGGGCGUGGCAGCACGUGGCUGUAGCAUCAGCUGGCACGCCGGCUGUAGCGGCGGCUGUAGCAGCUAGCAAGGGCGCUGAGAGCGUGGUGAGUGAGAGAUCGGCCACUGAGAGCAUUCUCUCGGCUAUCGGGCUGAAGCAAGGGGAGGAGCAUAUAGCGAGAGCCAACACUGACGGCAGCAGCAGCAGUCACCUGGUGCCUGGGAGCGAGAGCCCUGCCUGUGCCCCUCCUUCCACAUCCGCUUCUCUGUCAGCAUCGCUUGGAUCCUCUGCAAAGACUCUGGCAGCAGACCCAGCAGCGGCAUCAGAACCAGCAGCAGCAGCAGCAGCAGCAGCAGCAGCAGCAGCAGCAGGGGCGUUACCCAGGGAGGGGGAGAAGCUGACGAGAUCCACCAGCUUGAGGGCUGACGCGCCCUCCUUCCCCCACGCUGGCCCCUCCUCCCCCCUCCGUGCUGACGCCAGCACCUAUCUCCGUGCAGAGGCCCCCUCCUUCAUCCGCGCUACUGCACCCUCCUUUAUCCGCGCUAAUGCACCCUCCUUUAUCCGCGCCACCGCCCCCCCAUUCACCCCCUCCCCCCCUCUGCCGCCCACGCCUCCCCCCUCACCACUGUCUCUGCCCCCGGCACUCUCCCCUCCGCACCACCUGCCCCCCCUCAGCCGCCUCACCCCGCCGCUGCACCCACGGCUCACCACGACCAAUCCCCUGGUUUUGCAGAUCCUUCCGGGCUGUCCUACGGCAACACAGGAGUGUCCUGGCCGGCCCCUGCCCCCUUCGCCGCUGUCCCACCCGUCCCUGCGUCUAACCAUGGUCUGCCACCUGAUCCGGCCAUAUCGGGAGUGGUGGUGGGCACAGGUGCCUUUAUUCCGGAAGGGUAUGGGUCUCUGCCACGUGGCGCACAGGGGUUGGAUGGGGGCAGCGCGGGUGGGGGAACUGGUGGUGGGAGUAGGCAGCAUGGGCCGGGGUGGAGCCGUGAGUGCUACGAGUGCUGGUGCUGGUGCUGGUGCUGGUGCUGGUGCUGGUGCUGGUGCAAGUCAGGCAAGUGUUGCGAGUGCUGCUGCAGCACGGCCGGGGUUAGAGACGCCGCAACUCCCCGUGGAGAUAGGAGUGAGAUCAGGGUCAGCAUCAGCAUGGUCGAGCUCGGGCUUCGGGGCGCAGUCAGAGCUGCAUUCAAGCGUGCUGCGCCUGCCAGUCCCGGGGGAGGGCGGCAGUGAGUACAUCCCCCCGGUGAGUGAGCUGGAGGUAGAUUUCUCCGACAGUGUGAGCAACAUCGGCGCUGCUGACAGGGCCCGUGCUGCUGCUGCUGCCCUCGCUGCUCGCGCUGCUGCUGCUGCAUGCGCUAGUGGUGCUGCUGGUGGCGGUAGGCUAAGCGCUGCUGCUGCUGCUGCUGCUGCUCCUGUUGCCCCCCCGGGGCAAGCUAUGGGCGGCCUUCUGGAUGAAGAUGAGGAGGCGGAGGACUACGGAGGAGGGGAAGAGGGAGGCGAGGGCGACGAGGGGGAGGACGAGGAAGCCGCGGACUCCUUCUUCGACGCAGCGGCCACGGACUUGAAGCACUCCCCCGCGGUCACCCUUUUCCUAAAAGACCUCAAAAUGCUCUCAGCAGACCAGAUCAAGGCGCAUGACAGAGAAUACAAGUGCCCGGCGUGCAAGGGCGGCAAGGGCGAGACGGACUGGUGGUGCGGCAUCCGCGCCCUCCUGCAGCACGCGGAGACAAUUCGGUCCAGAAAGAUCAGUGCGCACCGUGCGUUCGCCAGUGCUGUUCAUGUGGAGCUGAGAGAGAGGGGGGUGCUGCUGGGGGGAGGGGGCGCAGGGAGGGAGGGGGACGAGGGGGUGGUGCAGGGGCAGUGGCGCGGCGUGGGGGGGCGGAAGCCGGAGGAGGGGAAUGCAGUGGUGCUGUGGCCGCCGGUUGUUAUCAUCCGGAACACCCAGCUGCGGGUUGAUGACGACGGGCGGUGGGUGGGCAUGGGCAGCUUUGAGUUGCGGCAGCACUUCAACCAUUGCAAGUGCAUCGUCAAGACCAAGCACGCCUACGGGCCGCAGGGCCACCGUGGGAUGAGCGUUCUAGUUUUUGAGACCUCCCCGGACGGCUUCAGGGAGGCGGAGCACCUGGCCCAGCAGUUUGAGAGGGAGGGGCGCGGGCGGAGGGAGCUGACCCGGCGGUCGGCGCCGCUGGUGGACAGAUCGGGGAAGAGGAACCUGUUUGGGUAUCUGGCGACCCAGCAGGACGUGGAUGAAUUCAACCGGUGCAUGAAAGGCAAGGCGGCGCUGAAGGUGGAGGUGAAGAGGCGAAAGGAGGUGGUGGAGGAGCCGCUGCGGCGCAUGAGGGAGCAGGCCGCACAGGCGGGGCUCUACAAGUCGCAAGUGGUGGAGAUGUCUCACAAGCUCGUGGAAGUGAGAAUCGAGUCGUCCCAGCUGCGCGAGCACCUGGAGGAGGAGCGUGAGUCGAAGCAGCAGCUGGCGUCGGCGCUGGAGGGGGAGAAGCAGCAGCGGAUGCAGCUGGAGAGCACGGUGCUGAGCGCCAUGCGCCUCACGCACAUGAAGGAGGCGGAGCUGCAGGCCAUGGUGGCGCGCAACAAGCAGCUGGCGGCGCAGCACAAGGAGGAGAUCACGAGCAUGGAGGAGGCGUUUGCUCGGAGCCUGGAGGAGGCGGAGCGCAAGCAGCGCGCGGUGGAGGAGCGGGAGGCGGACCUGGAGUGGCGCAAGAAGGUGGCGAAUCAGCAGCACGUCGAGGCGGCUCGCUCGCUGGAGAGGCAGCUCUCGAGCUCGUCUGAGAUCGGGGACGACCACUCCAGUGCCCUGCAGGGCAGCCUGCAUGCGGCAACCGUCUUUCAAGCCGGCCUGGCGCAGAUGAAGCAGCAGCAGCACGAGGAGCUGCUGGGCUUCUGGCGGGCCGUGAAGGAGCGCGAGCUGCAGCUGCGGCGGCGCUUUGAGGAGGAGCGGUCGCGGUGGGUGGAGGAGUGCGAGGCGCUGCAUGAGGAGAGCGAGGCGGCGCUGGACCAGAUCGAGUGCCGCGGGGGGAAGGGUGGGGGGAAGGGUGGGGGGAUGGGGGGGAGGCGGGCGGGUGGUGGUGGAGGGGAGGGGAGUGGGAGUGAGGUGGGGGGAGGAGAGUGGUCUGGGAGUGAGGUUUGGGGAAGGGAGGAGGCAGGGAGUGUGGUUGAGGAAGAGGUGGGGGUUGGGAGCGAGGUUGGGAGAGUGGAGGAGGUGAGGCAUGAGUCUGGUCGAGGGGAAGGGGCAGGGAGCGUGGUUGAAGCAGGGGAGGAGGUAAGGAGUGCGGUUGGGAAGGGGGUGGAGGUAGGGAGUGUGGUUGAGGGAGUGGAAGAGGUAGGAAGUGAUGUUGGGAAGGGCGUGGAGGUAAGGAGUGUUGAGGAGGAGGGAGCAAUGGGUGGAGGGGAAGGGGAGCAGGAAGAAGAGGAAGCGGUGAAGGAGGUGGAGGUGGUGGGGAGCGCAGGGAAGGUGGUAGGAGUGUGUGAAGAGCAAGGUGGGCAACAUGCUGGCGAGGGCAGAGAGAAGGAAGUGAGUGGAGAGGCUUUGGGCGAGGAUGACGGGGUGGCUGAUGAAAGGGGAGAGAAGGAUAGAGAGGACGGAGGAGAGAAGGGGGAAGAGAGGGAAGGAGAGAGGGAGGGAGAGGUGGAAAACGAGAGGAAAGGAGAGAGGGAGGGAGAGGUGGAAAACGAGAGGGAAGGAGAGAGGAAGGGAGAGGUGGAAAACGAGAGGGAAGGAGAGAGGGAGGGAGAGGUGGAAAACGAGAGGGAAGGAGAGAGGGAGGGAGAGGUGGAAAACGAGAGGGAAGGAGAGAGGGAGGGAGAGGUGGAAAACGAGAGGGAAGGAGAGAGGGAGGGAGAGGUGGAAAACGAGAGGGAAGGAGAGAGGGAGGGAGAGGUGGAGAAUGAGAUUGGAGGAGAGGGAGCAGGGCAGGUGGAUGUGGUGGUGGGUGAAGAGCAGGGCAGUGAGGAGGGAAGUGGUGUGAGAGGAGAGACUGUACCUGAGGAUGUGGAUGGAGAGCUGGGACGGAGAAGGGGAGAAAAGGUGAAUGAGGAGGGAGGAGAGGGGGUAAAUGAGGUGGUGAGUGAGGAGGGAGGAUGGGAGGUAAAUGUGGUGAGUGAGGAGGGGGAAGUGGAUGUAGUUGAGGAGGUGCAUGAAGAGGGCGGAAGGGGGAUAAGUGAGGAUGGGAACAAGGAGGGCCGAGAAAGAGAGGGGGCAUUUGGGGUAGAGGAGGGGGUGGAAGAGGGAGUAGUGGAGGAGGCAGGGGAGAUGGCAGAGGCUGGAGGGUUGAAGGGUGACAUCCAGGAUGAUGAGGGGGAGGAAGGGAUAGGUGGGGGUGAGCAUGGGAAUGAAGGGGAUGGGGAGGUGGGGCAGUCGGCGGGAGAAGUGGCGCAACUUGGUGGGUUGGUUGGCGAUGGAAAAAGUUGGAUGAAUGCAACCACAGGAGAAGCCAGCAAAGGGGAAGGAGGUGUUGAGUCUGCGAGCACUUCUCAAAUUGGUGAAGUCGAGGAGAACGACGUGUACGGUCCAGAGUCGUUCUUCCUUGCACAAUGAGUGCUCUGCCGGAUUAUCAGUGGAAUGACAUUCAGAAGCCUAUACCCAUCUUUCUCUUCAAGCAUCGCAUCUACCGUUAUAUACCUCUGCAAUUCUUUUGCAAUUUCUUGUAUCGUGUCAGCUCAUGUUUGUUCAUUACAAAUAGCACGUGGUCAACGUCUUGUUUGUAAAAAACGAUGGAAAAUGUUGGAUGAAUAUAUUGUUGCAAAAUAU